AAGAGUGUAAGGGAGCGUGAGUGUUUUUUUUCGUUGAGAAUGUCCAGAGAGGGGUUCAUUUUUCAUUUCAUGUGUACCUAAUAUUAUUUUUGGGCAUUCUUGAAGCGUUUGGAUGAUCUUAUGGACAAUAAAUUUCAAUCAUUGUUGAUGGAGAGUUGGAGCCCAGAACAAGGGGUUUCGCCAGAUUUCGUAGUGUGUGGGGGCUCUCCUGAAAUGGAAUUUGAGGCACAGGAGAACAGUUUUUCCUUCAAUUCCAAGAUUGAAGAACAUGAUCUUGGUCAAUACGAUUUUUCUGAGAGAAAAUUCGAGGCAGGAACAGAGGCAGAUUGCUUGAUCUUGAAUCCUGAGGAACAGCAAGAUCAGAGUCCGAGUAAGAUGGGUUUUCCAGAAAUGGAAGUGGAGGCAGAGACAAAUUGCUUCUCCUUCAAUCCUGAAGAACAGCAAGAUCAGAGUCUGAGUAAGAUGGGUUUUCCAGAAAUGGAAGUGGAGGCAGAGACAAAUUGCUUCUCCUUCAAUCCUGAGGAACAGCAAGAUCAGAGUCUGAGUAAAAUAGGUUUUCCAGAAAUGGAAGUGAAGGCAGACACAAAUUGCUUCUCCUUCCAUCCUGAUGAACAGCAAGAUCAGAGUCUGAGUAAGAUGGGGUUUCAAGAAAUGGAAGUGAAGGCAGAUUGCUUUUCCUUCAAUUGCCAGGAGAAGCAAGAAGAUCAGAGUCUCACGGUCGCCAUGUUUCCAGAAGUUCAUUCCCCUCUAGCAGCCGAAGGGUGGUCUGAAAUACCCCUGAAGACUCCCAUUAAAAAGGAAGAGGAAGAAGCUCAUUUCACCACUCCACCUCAUACUGGGGUUGAGGGCAUAACUCUUGACGUUCCUGCUCCUGCAUCCAGUGGCUGCAGUUUGGAGGAUAACGGGUGCCAAACUGACAUUUACUCGGAAUCUGAUGGCUCUGAAAAUCCCACUCUCUGCAAUUCACUAAGACUUGUAACAGGACGCCAAGAUAUGGAGAUUUCUAAAGAAAAUACAAUCAUAUUCAUAAAUGCUGGAGAACAGCUAGCAGGAAUUGAUUUUCAGGAAGAUUUGUAUUUUGUUGGUGGAGAUGUGAUAAGAACAGAGGAGGCUAUUGUAGAAAAGGAAGUUUCAUACAUAUAUCAAACAGCUCGGUAUGGGAACUUCUCAUACGUAAUUGGGGAUCUUCCUGCUGGGCACUACAUUGUCGAUCUUCACUUUGCAGAGAUAAUCUUUACAAAUGGUCCCCCAGGGAUGCGUGUUUUUGAUGUCUUUAUACAGGAAGAAAAGGUUCUAUCUGAGUUUGAUAUUUAUGCUAGAGUUGGUGCCAAUACUCCUCUUGUCCUGAUGGAUGCUCCAGUAAAUGUAAUUGAUGGAGGAAAUAUAACUAUUGGAUUUAAAGCUAUCAUUGGCAGCCCCAUUGUCAGUGCAAUAUGCAUAAGACAAGCACCUCAAUUUGGUGAAAAAAUAAAAGUUCAGUCCCAUGUUGGAGAAGAAAAUUCAAGGCAAAUGGAUCAAGUCCAGGAACUGAUACCAGGCGAAGAUGACAGCAAUCAGAAGUGUAGAGGCAGAAAUUGUAAAACUGCUCUGGAGUACAAAAGGAAGUUCGAAGAGCUUCAUAAAGAUUUUGAAUUGAAGAAGAAAGAAUGUCACGAGGCAUGGUUAUCCCUGGAGGACACCAAUCGACAACUUGAAAAACUAAGGAAUGAACUGAUGCGCAAAUCCAUGCAUGUGGGCUCCUUAGCUUAUGCUGUGGAGGGUCAAGUGAAUGAGCUAAGGGAUCUUCAGGACAAGCAUGAGAGGGAGAAGAAAUUGUGGGUCUCUAAAGUCCAUCUAUUGAGUGAUAAGCUCAAGAUGUUGAAGAGUGACUGUGUUAAAGUAUCAGAAGAGGCCAGUUCUUAUGUCUCAUCAUUUGCUGAUAUGAGUGGAAUGACUUCUGCUGUGCAAGCUCUACUUGAUCAGCAUGAAGAACUGAAAGUCCAGUUCAUUGAACUAAAAGCAAAGUUUGUAGAAGAAUGUAAGGAACGCAAACAACUCUAUAACAAAUUGCUGGAGCUCAAAGGAAACAUUAGAGUCUUCUGUAGGUGCCGCCCAUUGAGUGCCGAAGAGGUCAUGCAAGGAGCUGUUUCUGUAGCAGAGUUUGAUGCUGCCAAAGACUGCGAGAUCAGCAUACGAGCAAACGGGGCUCCAAAAAAAGUCUUCAGAUUUGAUUCAGUUUUUACCCCACAGGACAAUCAAGUGGAUGUUUUUGCGGACACUGCACCUGUUGUCGUUUCAGUUUUGGAUGGCUACAACGUUUGCAUUUUUGCAUAUGGACAAACCGGAACUGGGAAGACAUUUACAAUGGAGGGAACAGAAGAAAACCGAGGUGUAAACUAUCGAACAUUGGAGGAGCUCUUUAGAGUAGCUAAUGAGAGAAAAGGGCAAUUCAAGUAUGAUAUCUCUGUUAGUGUUCUAGAAGUAUACAAUGAGCAAAUCCGAGAUUUGCUUUCAGCUCCUACUCAACAAGGACAAACCAUAAAGAAGUUGGAGGUAAAGCAGGUAGCUGAAGGGGUUCAUCAUGUUCCUGGGCUUGUUGAAGCACAAGUGCAUAGCAUGAGUGAGGUCUGGGAGGUAUUGCAAACUGGAAGCAGUGCUCGAGCUGUUGGCUCAACUAAUGCUAACGAACACAGCAGUCGUUCUCACUGUAUACUUUGUGUGAUGGUUAGAGGUGAGAAUUUGAUUAAUGGAGAGUGCACCAGAAGCAAGCUUUGGCUCGUGGAUCUUGCAGGGAGUGAGCGAGUAGCUAAAACUGAUGUUCAAGGGGAACGCCUUAAAGAGGCACAGAACAUUAAUAAGUCACUCUCUGCACUUGGGGAUGUGAUAUCUGCUCUAGCAACCAAGAAUAGUCAUAUUCCAUUCAGAAACUCCAAGCUAACACAUCUGCUACAAGAUUCAUUAGGAGGCGACUCAAAAACUCUCAUGUUUGUACAAAUUAGUCCUAAUGAAAAUGAUUUAAGUGAAACACUGUGCUCACUCAAUUUUGCUAGUAGAGUUCGAGGAAUAGAGCUUGGUCCUGCUCGGAAACAAAUUGAUUCAACUGAGCUUUUGAAGUAUAAACAGAUGGUUGAAAAGGCCAAACAUGAAGGGAAAUCAAAGGAUGCUUCAGUUAAGAAGAUGGAAGAGACCGUACAAAGUUUGGAGGCAAAAUUGAAGGGAAGAGAUCAGGCAUUUAAGAGUCUUCAAGAUAAGGUGAAAGAAUUAGAAGGACAACUUGCUGCUGAGAGAAAGGCUCGAAUAACUCUGGAAGCUAAAGUUAAAGAGCAACAGCAACAACAGGCAGAAAAAUUAUCUGAAAAGCCACCUCUAAUGCGUCUCAAGAAUGUCAAUGAAGCCAGUGUAUUAAGAAGAGACUUGGUCAACCUCUCAGAUCCUCUGACUGAAAAUAGACAGAGGUACAAUACCCUGGAUUGUAGUGGAGGAAAGCCACAGGAUAGUGAGAACCUCCUGAGAAACGGCAUGAUUGAUCCUUAUUCCAAAGAACAGAAGGAGAAUAACACUGGGCUUUGUGAUGACAUUCAGAAGCCUAUGCCAAGGAGAACAGGCAGAGCUUCAAUAUGUACGACAACUCGAAGAACAUCAAUUGUUCCUCCUGCAAGGCGAGUCUCAAUGGUCCCCUUACCAGUCAUACGAAAAGAUUGUGUAAUGGAUACAAAUACAGCAUCUAAAAUUAAUGAGGAUGAAGCAGUUACUAACAAGGAGUCUUUUGCUUCUAAUCGAAACCCCGUCUUGAUGGCAAAUUCCAAUCAGGAUCCAGUUAUGUUACCUACUUCUACUCCUGUGAGCUUAAGAGGACUUAGGACUUCUAACACACUUAACAGAUUGCGCCGUAGUAUUCACAAGAAAGUUCAAUUAAAUUCUCCCCUUCUGAGAGGGCAACACAAUGAUCUCGCUGCUGGUGAGAGAGCGAAGUUGCCACCACUCGAUACUAAUAGAAUCAGACGGUUAAGCUCAGCCAAAACCUGGGGAAGAAUUUCUGGCACUGGAAAUCUCUCUGCUCAAAGAGUAUUGUGUUCAAACAAAUCUGGCAUGAAGCCUCCAACGCAGCUGAAAGAAAAGGAGAGAAUAUGGAACAGGUAAUGCAGCAGCUAUUUUUGGCUGCAUUGCAUGAUCAAUAGGAGACUCCUCCCUGUAAAAAAGUAGGAAGAUUUUUUACUACUUGUUUUUUUAAGAUUUAUACUUGUAUACUCUAGGAUAUUCUUUUAACCUUGGCAAUCUGCCAGUUUGUUGGCUGCUGCUUACUUAAAAUUAUCCACACUUAACAUAUCUUUGUGGCUAAUUUCAUCUAUAAAGCCAAGGCAACAAUCAGAUGGUUGGAGUCACUAUUCUCUAGCUUAUGUCUGCACUGUAGUUGGACCUGUAAUCAUGGAUUGUGCUUCCCUAACAAAUCUUUCUUUGUGUAAGAUUGACCUCCCUUGUAAAAGUAUUGCCAUAUAUUCUGUCAUUGCUUCAUACAUUA
Messenger RNA from Cryptomeria japonica (Japanese cedar), 4498 nucleotides. RefSeq names its product kinesin-like protein KIN-14R. The coding region runs from base 121 to 4119 and encodes 1332 amino acids. The transcript has 17 exons. Gene Ontology annotation, biological process: microtubule-based movement. Lineage: Eukaryota; Viridiplantae; Streptophyta; Pinopsida; Cupressales; Cupressaceae. Gene Ontology annotation, molecular function: ATP binding; microtubule binding; microtubule motor activity. The record is from RefSeq and is a predicted model, not a curated record.